Molecule: messenger RNA, 573 nt
Organism: Laccaria bicolor S238N-H82
Lineage: Eukaryota; Fungi; Basidiomycota; Agaricomycetes; Agaricales; Hydnangiaceae
Exons: 7
Coding region: 1-573 (190 amino acids)
Source: RefSeq, a predicted model, not a curated record
AUGAAUCGAAAAGUGAAGUUGUGCGUCAUCGAGGCCGCCAGCAAUGCACUCUUCGGUGACAUCUUCUCUAAAGUGACAAUGUUUGUGGGAGCCCAGGUUCAAAACCGAGCACCUUUCCUGUAUUCCAAGACACAUUGGGAAUACAUCUUCACUCUGUACGCACUACUUUCGCGACAAAUCUUCACCUCAGAAGGGAUGUACAACUCGCCGCCCAUGAUCGGCUUGAAUUGCGGGUUCGUCAUUACAAGCAGGACAUCGACGUUUCAAGUCGAGACUCAAGAUUACGACGACGGUCACGACAUCCAAUGGUCCGGACAGUUCAACGAGCUGAGAUGGCUGCCAGAGAAGCGCUACUCACGGACUGACCAACCCAAUUUCAACGAAGGGUUUCUCACCGCCAGCUUCAAAUUCAGUGCCCAGAACGACGUAGACGUGCGGUGCUGCCUAGUGCGGAACGGAAGAAGCUGGUCUGUGCAGUUGGCUACAAACCCUUGUCUGAGAUUGGUUGGAAGGACUACACCAGCCAUGACAUCGGCAAACUGGAACCACAAAACCUUCGCAUUUAGGACUUGA